AUGAACAAGAUUUUAAUUUUUAUUUGUUGUUUGUACUAUUUAAAUGUGAUACCGUUUGAAGCCUAUGCAAUGACAGUAGAACAAAAAGCCCAGAUACAUGAACACUUUGAAAAGAUAGGUAUCGAAUGCAUCAAAGACAACACAAUCACUGAAGAAGACAUCAAUAAUCUCAGAGCACAUAAAAUUGCUAGCGGACCUAACGUUCCUUGCUUUUUAGCAUGUAUGUUGAAGGAAGUCGGCAUUAUGGACGACAAAGGAAUGCUUGAAAAAGAAACGGCUCUAGAACACGCUAAGAAAAUUUUUAAUGAUGCCGAGGAAUUAAAACUUAUGGAAGAUUAUCUUCAUUCAUGUGCCCACAUAAAUGGUGAAUCCGUCAGUGAUGGUGAAAAGGGAUGUGAACGUGCCUCCUCAGCUUAUAAAUGUAUGAUCGAAAAUGCAUCACAGUUCGGAAUUGACCUGUAA
Molecule: messenger RNA, 462 nt
Organism: Parnassius mnemosyne (clouded apollo)
Lineage: Eukaryota; Metazoa; Arthropoda; Insecta; Lepidoptera; Papilionidae
Source: the annotation of a GenBank genome assembly